GUUUUGCAAAACACUGGUCAAAAGAAGGAAGCUGUAAAACUUGACAGGUUAUUGCUAAGCCACAUGUGAAGAUGAGCGUCCCAGAUUACAUGCAAUGCGCCGAGGACCACCAGACAGUACUAGUGGUGGUCCAGCCGGUCGGCAUCGUACCCGAGGACCAGUUCUUCAAGAUCUACAAACGCAUCGCCAGCGUGAGCCAGGUGAGCAUCAGGGACUCGCAGCGUCUCCUCUACAUCCGCUACCGGCACCACUACCUGCCUGAAAACAACGAAUGGGGAGACUUCCAGACGCACCGCAAGGUGGUGGGCCUCAUUUCCAUCACCACCUGCGGCCCAGCCAAGGAAUGGCCCCAGACAGCUGAUCGCUUCCACAGCCAGAAGGAGGUGUACAGUUCCACGCUGUAUGAUUCGCGGUUGCUGGUGUUUGGGCUUCAGGGAGAGAUAGCGGAGCAGCAGCGGACCGAUGUGGCCUUCUACCCCAGCUUUGAAGACUGCUCUGAUGUGGAGAAGAGAGUGGAGGACUUUGUGGAGUCAAUAUUUAUUGUUCUGGAAUCCAAGCGUCUUGACCGGGCCACAGACAAGUCAGGUGACAAGAUACCUCUGCUCUGUGUGCCCUUUGAGAAGAAGGACUUUGUGGGUUUGGACACAGACAGCAGGCAUUAUAAGAAGCGUUGCCAGGGACGAAUGAGGAAGCAUGUUGGGGACUUGUGUCUCCAGGCAGGCAUGCUGCAGGACGCCCUGGUCCACUACCACAUGGCUGUGGAGCUGCUCAGGGGGGUAAAUGACUUCCUCUGGCUGGGUGCUGCGCUGGAGGGUUUGUGUUCAGCCUCUGUCAUCUUCCACUACCCUGGAGGCACGGCAGGGAAGACCGGAGGACGCAAGCCAAGCAUAUCCCAGCCGGCAGAUGCAGGGAAACGCCACAGACCAGGGGCUCAGGAGGUUCUCAUUGAUCCAGGUGCCCUCACAGCCAACGGCAUUAGCGCAGACACCAGCACUGAGAUUGGACGAGCAAAGAACUGCCUGAGUCCCGAGGACAUUAUCGAGAAAUACAAAGAGGCCAUCUCCUACUAUGGGAAGGUACUGACCACAGAGCUGCAGAACUCUUUAAUCAAGAAUUCAACCAAUGUCAUGGUGGGAUUGCAGUAUAAGAACGCAGGAGUGAUCGAGCUGGAGGCCUGUGUGAAAGCGGUCAGGGUGUUGGCCAUUCAGAAGAGGGCCAGGGAGGCCUCCGAGUUCCUGCAGAAUGCUGUUUACAUCAACCUGGGACAGCUCUCAGAGGAGGAGAAGAUCCAACGCUACAGUAUCCUGUCCGAGCUCUACGAACUGAUCGGCUUCCAUCGCAAGUCUGCAUUCUUCAAGCGCGUUGCAGCCAUGCAGUGUGUGGCUCCCACCAUCCCAGAGCCUGGCUGGAGGGCCUGCUACAAGCUGCUGCUGGAGACGUUGCCUGGAUACAGCCUGUCACUUGAUCCCAAGGACUUCAGCAAAGGUACCCACCGAGGCUGGGCUGCCGUUCAAAUGCGCCUCCUCCAUGAACUGGUCUACGCCUCCCGUCGCAUGGGCAACCCCGGCCUGUCUGUUCGCCACCUGUCCUUCCUCCUCCAAACCAUGCUGGACUUCCUGUCUGAUCAAGAGAAGAAAGAGGUGACCCAGAGUCUGGAGAACUACACCUCCAAGUGUCCAGGUGGAAUGGAGGUCAUCACCCUUCCUGAUGGCCUGAAGCUCCCUCCAGUACCCUUCACAAAGCUCCCCAUUGUCCGAUCAGUGAAGCUCCUCAAUCUGCCUGUCAGUCUGCGUCCUCACAAAGUGAAAGGCCUGCUGGGACAGAAUAUGUCCACUGCCAGCCCCUUCAUCUACUCACCAAUCAUCAUGCACAACAGAGGAGAGGAGCGGUGUAAGAAGAUAGACUUCCAGUGGGUUCAAGGGGAUGUUUGUGAAGUGCAGCUCAUGGUCUACAACCCCAUGCCUUACGAACUUCGAGUGGAGAAUAUGGGUUUGCUGACCUCUGGAGUGGAGUUUGAGUCGCUGCCCGCUGCGCUGUCCUUGCCUGCAGAGUCUGGCCUGUACCCCGUCACUCUGGUUGGUGUCCCACGUACAGCUGGCAACAUCACUGUCAAUGGUUACCACACGUCAGUGUUUGGUGUGACCAGUGAUUGCCUGUUGGAGGGCCUGCCUGGUGUGAAGACUAGUGGCUGCUUAGUCGAGGUCAUUCCCUCCCUUCCUCGCCUCCAGCUCAGCACAUCUCUACCACGGUCAGCCCACACGCCUCAGCCCAUGUCCAAAGAGGAACUGUCCAGCACAGUGUCCGUCCAGCUGUUCAAUGGAGAGACUCAGGCGCUGACCAUCACCUUGGAGAACAUUGGGUCUGAGGAGAUCGAGACUCUGGAGCUCACCUCUAAGAUUGUCAGCACCAAAGAGAAAGUGUUUGGAGAGUUUCUGAGCUGGGAGCUGAAGGAGGCUUUGUCUCACCUGCCUCUAAAGCCUGGCCAGGCUGUGACACUGACGGUCAGCAUCAAAGUCAAGCUGGACUUCUCUGGUCAGGAGAACCUGCUGCAGGACCUCAAUGAUGAUGGGAUCAGUGUGACAGGCCUGCCAAUCUCCAGCCCGCUGCGCCAAGUCCUCAAGCCCAGGCCCGAGACCAAGCCUGUCAACAGUGAGUCGGGCAAGGCAGAGUACAGCCAUGUUAAGACUUUGGAAGCAGUGCUGAACUUCAAGUACUCAGGAGGAGCAGGCAAAGUGGAAGGCUACUACAGGGAGCUGUCUCUGGGAGUCCACGUUGAUGUGGAGCCGUCUGUUUUCUUCACCAGAGUCAGCACCCUCCCUGCGACCAGCACCCGCCAGUGUCAUCUACUGCUCGACAUCUUCAACCCAACGGAGCAUGAGCUUACCGUCAACGCCAAGAACAACCAGGACCUGGUUCUCCAUGCUAGCGAGUGCCAGAGGAUGGCCAUCCAAGUCGACAAGUUUGACUUUGAGAGUCUGCCACAGCCGGACCAGGAGACAGCUCGCUUCACCAACCCCAAACAGCUGGAGGAGGAGCGACAGCAUGCCCAGGGCUGCCAGAUCAACAGCAAGCUGGGCAUCUGUUGGAGCAUCCCUUCCCUGCGGCGCCGUGGAGAGGCCAGUGUGGAGGGGGUCCUCAACCAGCUGGUCCUGGAGCACCUGCAGCUUGCUCCUUUGCAGUGGGAUGUGUUGGUGAAUGGGAAGCCGUGUGACUGCGACGUCAUCGCCGACUGUAAAGUGGGUGACGCCGUGAGCCUGGAGGUCCGACUGACCAACCUGAGCAAGAACCCAGUGGGCCCCCUGGCUCUGACUGUGGUGCCCUAUCAGGACUACCAGAACGGGGUCCAGAACUACGACUUGGAGGACGCGGUCACCUUCAUCGGCUCCAACACCUUCUACAUUGACACGGUUAAACCCAAAGAAAGCUGCGUCUGCGUGGGCGCCCUGCUCUUCCUCUACACUGGAGAUUUCUACCUUAAUAUCAAGUUCCAGGACGACAGCGCCGGGCGGGAGCUUCCUUUAGCCUGGUUCACCCUGCCCAGCGUCCACGUCCGAGCCCAGGACGCUCCGCUGCAGGCCGGGGCCUAAGGCCUCGUUUGACCUCCCCAUGAAGUGUGGAGAGUUUUGCUGUUGAUGUUCUCUGUAAAUACACACAUGUAAAUAUCAUUUUGUUAAAGGUUACAGCAUGUGUGUGUGUGUGAGGGGAUUUGAAAUCUUCUUUUCAGAACACUUCAGUGCUUUGUUCCAGGCCACCAGUGUGCAGGUGUGUGGACAGAGCGCCAAGCAAAUUUUCAAUUGAGUAAAAAAAGAAAGAAAAAAUAGAGCUUGUCCCCGGGCGUUAUGAAUCGACUCCAUAAAUGUACAGAAACGGAGGAAAAAAGAGGCACUCAGAGUCUGAGCAGUUUGUAAACUCACACAGAGACUCUCCUGCACAUGUGCAGCGUGCACGUCGCUGUGCAGCUAAUGACACAGCUAACGUCCGUGCAUUCGGCUGUUUGAGGUGAUUAAAAACACACUAUCUGCUGUGUGAGUGCGAGGCCCAUCUUCAAGGCUCACACUUAAUCAAUUCAUUUCACUGCAAACAGCGGACUCACCUGCGGAGGCAAAGUAAAUUUACCUUGAGCUUUCCUUUUGAGUUUAACUUGGACACAUGAAUUCACACACCGCUGACCAGCAGCAGACCACAGCAACAGUGCUGAUCUUUGAGGGAACGGAGCCAGACUGCACAAAAUGGAGCGAGUUAUCUUAUUAGCGGUGCUGCACCGUCCAGUUUUGCAUGAAUCAGCUCUGCCGGAGUGUGAGGCGGGUUUGCAUGAUCAGUUGUGAUCAGUUGUGAAGCAAGAAUGGAUGCUACAGUCCGUUUGUCUGGUGUGCGAGUCACCAUGCUGACUGUCAGUUUAGCUGCUAGCAGGCAAGCUAACAAGCUGCCUGUUGCCAGCUAGCCACACUAGUUGCAGUGAAUGGCAGCUGCGCGUGAAAUUCAACUAGCCGCUAUGCUACCAAGCCUCCAGCACCAACUGUUUCACAAAGCUGUGCUAAAGUCUUCUUUCUGAUGCGGCAUUCUUCCUUUCAGCACUUUCAUUUUUGAGUCACGGUGCCAUUUAUUUAGUGGAUUCUUUUGUUACCUUUUGUUUCAAAUAACAGCAUUUCUACUGAAGGAAAACUGGAACAAUUAGUGUCACUGGGCAGAAGAGGAGCUGCACACCAACACUGGAAAUGUGAUUAGCCUGAAUCUAAAGCCAGCUUUGUGCACAUAAAACAUAUUUAUUUCUACUGCUGUAUGGACAGUUUCUCUGUUUCUACACUGGGAAUCACUGAUUCAUUUGAUGGUAUUAGAUUAGUCUAUUAUUAUGUGAGUCCUAUAAUUGUUGUAAAUAAAUUUUAAAA
Chelmon rostratus (copperband butterflyfish) is the source of this 4886-nucleotide messenger RNA. RefSeq names its product trafficking protein particle complex subunit 9 (gene trappc9). NCBI's taxonomy places the organism in Eukaryota, Metazoa, Chordata, Actinopteri, Chaetodontiformes, Chaetodontidae. The record is from RefSeq and is a predicted model, not a curated record. Bases 72 to 3587 code for a protein of 1171 amino acids. The transcript has 23 exons. Gene Ontology annotation, cellular component: trans-Golgi network.